Gigantopelta aegis is the source of this 7808-nucleotide messenger RNA. RefSeq names its product TNFAIP3-interacting protein 1-like. The coding region runs from base 638 to 3043 and encodes 801 amino acids. The record is from RefSeq and is a predicted model, not a curated record. The transcript is spliced from 20 exons. Lineage: Eukaryota; Metazoa; Mollusca; Gastropoda; Neomphalida; Peltospiridae.
ACUGUCGCAAAAUUUAGGGGGACCGAGCUUCUGUGAACUGCUCAAAACAAAAUUGUCGAGGCCGGUUUUGCAUCACAAGUUGCCUCGUAUGAAUUCGACUGUAAUAUAAUAUGCUGUUAUUCGAAAAUAAAAAGAGUAUGGCGUAGCGCAAUGGGGUUUCCUCUCUUAUUUGUGUGGUCCGUAAAGAUAUGUUCGACGCCAUAUACCGUAACCGUAACUAAAAAUGUGUCGUUAAAUCAUUCCUUCCUUCUAAGUGUAUUUUAUCACGUUAUACUGACAUGUCCUUACUGCGUUCCACCAAUCAUCAAUAGAAAAUCGGGGAAAACAUGGGUAUUCCCCACUUGGGAAAGGCCGUCAAAUAUUACUGUAUGAAGAUUGUUUUGAAUCAGAAACAAGUUUCACUCGUUAAGAUUAUCGCUGCAAGUGUUGGCAUCUGCUGCUUCUGCUACCGUAGACAUGGAUAAUUAGAUAAACCGCUCCACGAGAGAGACUACGAGAUGAAAGGAAAGUCAACCGAAUAGCAAUAAACUGGUCUUGGUGAAUCAAGAGGCACUCUACCCCAAAGAUUUGGCAAACAGAACCGGACAACAACAAAUAUUGAAACUGAAAAGCUUGCUGUCUGAUACUGUUUACUGAAAUGUUUGAGGUAGGCAGCGAUAACCUAGACCAGUAUAAUCCAGACCUGCAGACCAGUGCCUCAAGUGAUGUAGCAACAUCAACAUCCACCAAACAACCCCUCAGUGACGUCGAAACAACAGCGUCAGCAAACAUCACAACUACAGACAUACAACUUCUACAACAGAUUGAACAUCUCCAGAAGGAAAACCGUAACCUACAGGGACGAAUUCGAGGAUACACAACUUUAGGUAGCCUCCUUCAAGAAGAAAAGGAUGCCAACCGUAAACUUUCCAAGGAUUUCGAAGAACUGAAAAAGAAACUUACUGUCGUCAGUAUCAGCACCCCGCAAAAUCUCGGUUCUUCAGACGAGACACGUGUGGAAUCGCUGAGAAACUUUCCAAGCAUGAAGACUCACCUUUCUCUCACCACUGAAGGACCUGUAGAGAACGACGUCACCCAACACGAACCCAGCAAACCUACCGACCCUCCUCCGUCUCCAUCGUCAAGUGAGGUAACCAACCCUCCGCCUUCCCCGUCAAGGGAGGUAAUCCCCAUGCAGGAAUCCAUGCAUGACAAGCAGAACGACCUGUCUGAACUGGCCGCCAACCCGAGCAUGUCGCUGACAGACCCGCUCCGCAGUGGUGAUCACCACGAGAAUAUUGACGCCAACCUCCAGCUGGACUCUGACCGGUUUGAGGAGCCCGAGUACGAGAAGGUUGGACGCUUAAGCAGCACAUUCUUGCAGGUUGGCUUCACCGGGACCCCCACAUCAGACGCGUCGAUCACGGCUCAAAAAUACAGUUUCCCGAGCCUGAACUCCGGGACGUCGCAUCGGAAGCAAAACGUGUCCGAAGGAUCACUAGAGAGAAACGAUCUCUACAAACUGACAUCGUAUUCCGAGGCACCCACAAGUCUGGGUGUUCAAGUGAGUCAUGUGGCCAACAUGCUGGUCACUAGCGAUGACGGGCCACAGCUCGCCACUAAACUCAGACAGCUUUCUGAUCAAGUAGCUAAACAGGAGCAGGAACUCGUCAGACACAAGAAACUAAAUGCAACAUUGUGUGAAGAAAAUCGAAGACUACAGACAUCAAAACGGCUGGAGCUUCAUGAAGAAAAGAGUAAGAAUUAUCAGUUGAGAGCUGAGAACAGCCAGUUGGAGACACGUGUCCGAGAACUGGAGCAUCACCAGCAACAGAUGAACGAUUCUCUCACAACUCCGCAAGGAUGGGAAGAGAUUAGGAAAUCAGAACUCGGAAGUAAAGUUGACGUGGAACUAUUUCAGAAUACUGCGGCCACGUUGCCCUCUGAUGCUAGUACCCUGACUCAAAUGGUUCAGGAAUUACAAAAUAAAAACAAACAGCUGAAGGACGCUAACAACAGCUGGAGAAGUCGAUGGACUCAGCUGGAGUCGAGCAAGGACUCACAGAUUAAGUCCCUUGAGAACCAGCUCGCUGGUAAAACCCGCGAGUUAAGCAAAAUAUCCCAGACGAAUGCUGACAGAGAGCGGGAGUUUGAACAGAUGCUUUGCGCAGCAAAAUCUCACGCUGGUGACGAGGAGAAUGCUAAAGAAGAAGCACUCCAGCAGUUACAUGUCGCAAACACUCGUCUCACCGAGCUACAGGAGAAGAUUGCCUCCCUUGAAUGGGACAACAAAGAUUUAGUUCGGGCAAAACACACGAUAGAGGCUGAACUUACCGUGCUCAAGAAAGAGGCUGAGAACCCACAGGCCGGUCGUCAUCCCGCCCAGACUGUGGACGCCUUAAAAACCGAGAUCGCUGUACUCCGAGAACAGCUGACCGUAUUUGAGGAAGAUUUCGAACGUGAGCGACAGGACAGGGCUGCCACUCAGUCAGCUCGGGAAGAUAUCCAGACGAAAUACGAAGAAGUGUAUCGGUCUAGAAGAAAUCUCUCCGAGCGCUUGAAUAACCAGCAGAGAAAGGCUGAACAUUUAGAAACUGAACUGAGACAAACUCAACGACGAAUUCAGAAUCUGGAAACUGAAAACAGGCGACUCAAAGCUGAACUUAAACAACAGCAGGCUGCAAUGCGGUAUGCUCCGCCACCCCCUGUGUCACCAUACCCACCACAGCCUUUCCAACAGUACCCAUACGGUCAGGUGGGCUACUACCAGCCUGGUCACCUCACACAACAGAUACCGUUAGGUCAUGGCCACACUCCGCUGGAACACCUCCCUGGAGCAUGGACAUGUUCUCAGUGUACCUUUGUGAACAUCGCUGAACGCACAGUGUGCGACAUGUGUGGCGUCAUUCGACAGAGACGAGGCCGCAGCUCGCAAUCUGCAGCACAGAAUGCAAACCCAGAAGCGGCUCUAAUGUCCCGAGGACGCAAUGUUCCCGAUGAUUCCAGUGAUCUUGUCACAGAUGAUGUCAAUGAUCUUGUAACUGACGAUGGACAGUUCAAAUAAAUUUCACAUAGACCUAGCCUAUGAUAGUGACUGUCUGACUCGGAUCACCAUCCACACCCUGUGAUCCGGACUGAAUUCAGGCCUGGAAGAGACGAGACCAGAAGAACACGACAAAUUUGUUAGAAAAUAGUCACACGUAAGAUCUAGUAUGCAGAACCAACCUGCAAAAGACUAUUCUGAAUCAACCACACCGCACAACUUCAAACAUGGCAUCAUCAAAGAAGCAGAAGAAGAAGUGAAGUUUGAACAUCACAGUUGAAGACCUGCUGUUUACAGAGUUCUGCUUCAGUUGAUGUCUGUGUGGCCCAACAAGUCGACAGCAAGUCAUUGCUGGUCUUACCUCUUCCGUGAACCUCGAUUCUGCUCUUUCCAACAUUAAAAUCUUUUUCAGUUUCGACUAGAGCUAUUUCACUACUAAAGAUUUUUCUGUAGAAACAGCAGGAUCUAUGUUUUCGGGUUAUUUAGAAUAUAUUGUUUAUUACAAAAUCUAUCUUUAAACAAAGAAAACUUGUUAAAGACUUAUAAAAAAAUCUUUAACGAUUAAAACAUUAAAAAUUACUUAAACAUAAUACAUAAAGUUAAAAUAUUGUUACAUGGAUAUAAGCAAGUUAAAUAUUAAAGCAAUUUAUAGAUUACUUUCAAACAAAGAAUUAAACAUUACAGUAGUUAUAAUAUUUAUAAUGUUCAUACUAUAAUAUAUUUAUAAAAUAUCUUUAGUCAAAUAUGAGUUAUAUGGAUUGAAAAAUUAUUUUGUUGAGCAUUGAUUGUAUUAUAUAAUAUGUUAAUUUUCAUAGCCUUGGGUACUUCAUAUAAAAUGUAUUCUUGGCUAUUAACAGAUAACUGUUAUCAUCUUACAAGUUUUAUGUACAUAGCCGUAUAAUGAUAUAUAUAUAUAUCAUUUGCUGUGGAAGUUAUCUAAAAAAUACAUGAAAAUAUUAAUAAAUUGGUUAACUUGCUACAACAUUUAAUUUUAAUUAAUAUCAUCAUGAUGUGCAGGAUUGAGAAGUUUUGUAUUAUUAUUAUUAUUAUUGUUACUAUUGUCUUUCCCUUGUGAGAUUCAGCUGUAAUGAGGCUUAUUUCUCACAUCUAUCUUGAAAAUGUUGCUGGUAAAAACAUUUUGUUAUGUAUCUCUCCCAUAAGGACAUAUAUGUUCAUAUAUCACCUAUUGCAAGCAUGACUUCAUACUCCUGGUCUUAUUAAAUUUUUGUAAUCACCGAUUCGACAAAACUACUUUUUUAAUUGUUUCUGCCAAGUCCGUUCCUAUGGUCAAAUUACGGACACUGGUAUUAAUGUGUACACUGUUGCAUCAUCAUGUGUAUGACAAAAGUUCUCAAUCCUGAAUCUUUGCUCAACUUAAUUGAAUUUUCAAUCCUGUUUGGGUUUUUUAUGACAAGAAACAGUUCAUCAUUAGAGCAAGUUUCAUUAAUAGUCUGCUCCAUAUAAUAGGUUCACAUACGUUUGUUUAGCAUAAGUAUAUAUUUGAGAGAGCUGCAUAGUACACACAUUCAACACAUAGUCAGCAUGUUCACACCAAUGCACCGGGAGCCCAGUUUGGCGUUCUGUAACGGUGAAUGUGAACUUGCAUCAUGCCUACAUUUAUUAAUUAUAGCCCUUAGUAUCUGCACUGUGGUGUUCUAGAUUACUUGGUGUGCAUCACUGCCUACUAUUAACAUUGAAACAAAAUUGAAAAUUAUCAUAAUUAUUACAUUACAUGAACAAAAUGUCAAAAUUAUUAUAAUUAUUACAUUAGUUGAACUUUUGUUUUUUAAUUAUGAUAAUUAUCACAUUAUUUCAAAAAUUAUUACAUUAGUUGGAAAUUUUUUGAAACAGCAUAGGUUUGAUGAAGUUUCUGUAGACACGAACACUGCUGUACAACUUUAAAACAUUUCCAAGUGAUGUAUUUCAUAUACAUGUAUUUUUCUUUCUUAAACAAAAACAAUAAAUUAUGAAUUAUGUGGUUUAAGUGAAUUUUAUUUCAAUUAAUGUUUUGGAUUUUGAUUCAACCAUUUGUUGAAGAUAUUUGUUUAAACAAGAAUUUAUAAAUUAUAAGUGGAUUUCAGUUGAAAUACUGUGUUUCAUUAUAUUUGAAUUAAUGUGUUGGAUUUGUGAUAAAAAGACUUAUUGAAAACAACUGUGUAAAAAAGAAAUUAUAGUUUCCAUAUGAAUUUUAUUUCAGUCACUGUGUUGGAUUUUAUUUCAAUUACUGUAUUGGAUUUUAUUUCAAUUACUGACUUGGAUUUAUGAUAAAAGAUUCAAUGAAGAUGGCUGUUGAUACGUAUUGUUUAAACAAGAACUUAUGGAACUCAAGUGGAUUUUAUUUGAAUUACUGUGUUUCAUUUCAUUUCAAUUAAUGUGUUGAAUUUGUGAUAAACACUUAUUGAAGACAUCUGUGUAAUCAAUAAUUGUGGUUUACAUGUGAAUUUUAUUUGAGUUACUGUGUUGGAUUUUAUUUAAAAUACUGAUUUUUGAUAAAGGAUUUGAUGAAGAUACCUAUUGACACUGAGAUGAAAUAUCCAGUGAACAUUUCUAUUGAAACAAAGAUAUGUUUUGAAAUUUGAAGACUAUUUUAUGAAGAAUUGUGCCAACAGCCAGUUAUUAGAGAAUUACUGUUGUUUGGAUAAAUAUGUGAAUAAAGCUUGACUGUUAACUAGAUGUGACAGAUAACUGAAUUCUCACCAUGAUGGUUCGACACUAUAAUAUGAACAUGUGCAUGUCCCACUGACACUGAGCUACUUUAUUGAGCAUUGUUAAAAAACAAUUUACUUAGCACCAACAUGUUGGUUUGGGGAAAACCAAGAUUACUGUGGACCUGAAAAAUAUUAUGAAGAAAUAGAUGUCAAAGAAAUCAUUGUCGAUAAAAGAAUUAUUGCUGUUAAACUGACAAAUAUUAUGAAGAUAUAGAAGAUGUCUGAGAAAUCAAUGUCCACAAGAGGAUUACUACUUGUAAACUGACAAAUAUGAAGAUAUAGAAGUUGUCAGAGAAAUCAAUGUCCACAAGAGCAUUACUACUUGUAAACUGACAAAUAUGAAGAUAUAGAAGUUGUCAGAGAAAUCAAUGUCCACAAGAGCAUUACUACUUGUAAACUGACAAAUAUGAAGAUAUAGAAGUUGUCAAAGAAAUAAAUAUGCAAAAAAGGAUUAUUGCUGGUAAACUGACAAAUAAUAUGUUGUCAUAGAAACUAGUGUGCAUAAAAUAUUGUUUAAGUAAUAUGAAUGUAUAACAGAAACUGAAGAUAACUGAAUAUAUUUCAUUAUGACAAAACGGGGUUGUUUUUCGUGGAAAUCACACUACUACAAAGAGGCACAGGUUUGUUAACAUUUACAAAUACUUUCGGACAUGUAAUAUAUUGUGCAUAACAUUAUUUUUACAUAUAGCUGAGUAUAUAACCUGUAUUUCAUUUAUUACUUUAAUAAAGUAGUUUGCAUUAUCUACACAGCAUAGAUCGCAUACAUGAAUGCAAUUAUCUGGAAAAAUAACACAUUUGACCACAGAGGCCUGCAAUAUUGGUGAAUAAUAAUUUCAUUGGUGCAAAUCCCAUCCUGUGUGAUGUUGACGUUAGUACAUUAUUAAAUGUAUGGCCUGCUUUACAUGAUGUAUCGAAAUCAAAUGGGUUACCUCAAUGAUUAGUUCUUUGAGGCCUGCCACAUAUACAUAUAACAUACAUGUAUACAAUUUUCUCUCGUUUAUUGGAAACAUUCAUUGCGUAAACAUUUAUUAUUUGAUGUAUUGCAUACUAAAUGAAUAAUGCCUGGUAUGUCCUAAUAAUUGACGUAUAGUGACAGUUAACAGCUGAUAUACAGGGACGGAAACUCCUGUACAGUCAUAGAAUUUCGCAUACAGAACUGCAUAAUUACACAUGGUACCGAACAAUUAGUAUGUAACAUCUACAAACGUGAAUGUCUAUUAAGCUAAGCUUGACAGUUUUAAAGAUAUUAAAAGAAUCUGCAAAGUGCAACAGUCAUGCUUAUCCUUUCUAUUCCCAAUUAAAGCGAGAGAAAAUUGGUGUGGAGAUUCUAAAUAUAAAUACAAUGCUGAUUAACAUAAUGAACUAAUGAAUGAUACAAAAUUAGUUUAGAUUAUUAUGUAUUGUGGAUCUAUGCUGUGAGAAGUAUAUAAUAUUAUGUUCAGAAAUAAAGACGAUUGAAUUCUUGUGGCCAUGUUUAAGACUAUAUUUCAAAUCAGUAUGAUAGAAUAAUUGUUUGUACUGUCUACGGCUUAGCGGAGUUCAUUACUUGUUCCAGGCCAUAGGUUUUUAGAGAUGUUCUUUCACCUCCAACAAGGCAAUAAACUUUGCAAACCGCUAUUGAAAAUUUUAUAAAUUUCUUCUGUACGUUUCGAAUCUUUUGGAAUUUAUUAUCUAGGAUAUGAAGAAGAGGAAUUUAAAAUUAUUUCUUGGAUUUAUAUUGUGAAUCUUAAAACCUUUAACAAAGAUUGCAUCAAUAUUGUCUAGUAAAUUUUCAAAAGUUAAUAAAACAAAUUAUAGUAAAUCUUUUUAAAAUGACAUUGUUACGAAUUUUAUUUAAUAGAAUUGUCCCUUUGAAUAUGUUUGCAUAUUUUACUUUAUAAUGUUUGUCUAUUUUUGCUGUCUUUAGUAUUUUGGCACCAUAUUAAAUGUGUGCAAUAUAUUGGGGAACACGGAGCAAAAUGAACAGUUUAGAAGGUUAAUACCAAACAAAUCAAAUACAUUUGCAAGAGAGACUGUAUUUGAAGUUUAACUGAAGACUUAACACGCUAAUAAGCAUGAGCACGGGGGGGGGGGGGGGG